AUGUUAAUGUUCCGAGUCAUCGUUCCGCUGAUCGCUUUCGUCACAAUCACCACCCACUGUUGUCAGCCAAUUCCGCCUUCCUCGGAGAUUAUGGAGCAGAUACGGUUGAGGUUGAAACAAGCCAUCGAAGCGCCGUCGGAUCCAGAGCUUCAGAAUCUAACGAGCGCUCAGAUUGCAGCCUUGGAAGAGACUAUUGAUCGAUACGCAAGAUUGCCUAGCAGAUAUUUGAAUACGCAUGAAAUGUUUGAUGAAAAGGUGAUGGAGAUGUUCAGCAAGGAUCAGAUCAGAAUGUUCAAAGAUUUUGUGGAAAAACGUAAGAGCAAAGGUACUUUGUUGGAUGAUAUCAAGACUCUUGAUGAUAUCCAUAAACAUUAA
Bursaphelenchus xylophilus (pine wood nematode) is the source of this 375-nucleotide messenger RNA. Lineage: Eukaryota; Metazoa; Nematoda; Chromadorea; Rhabditida; Aphelenchoididae. The record is from the annotation of a GenBank genome assembly.